Vitis vinifera (wine grape) is the source of this 2054-nucleotide messenger RNA. Its product is annotated as protein IQ-DOMAIN 21. Gene Ontology annotation, molecular function: protein binding. The record is from RefSeq and is a predicted model, not a curated record. Bases 509 to 1897 code for a protein of 462 amino acids. The transcript is spliced from 4 exons. Lineage: Eukaryota; Viridiplantae; Streptophyta; Magnoliopsida; Vitales; Vitaceae.
UUCCGCGGGUGUGCAGUUACUCUCCUCACACCAUUCGUCCACUCUCUCUCAACACUUUCUCUCUCUAGAGCCCACCUCCUUGUCUAUCUGUAUAUCUUUCAUUGCUCUCUUUUUCUUCUUCUGCUUCAUCAAUUCUCAUCUCAGCUCUGUUUCUGAUCUCAAAGCGAUGCCGUUUUGUGGGUCUUCAUAUGCCCAUUGCCCUCAUCUUACUCAUAAGCGAUCGUCUCAGGUCCGAUUCUGAUCACAAAACUGUGCCGUUUCCUUGGUACGUGCGUUCGUUGCUCUCAGCUUCUUCAUCAGUGUUCAUCUCAGCUAUGACUCAGAUAGCAAAACGCCGCCAUAUCAUGGUCAGAGCUCGUCGUGCUGAUUAAUAAACGGCGUUGUUUCGUGGGUGUUGAUCCGGCUUUCGGUUCCUGGGUUUGGAUUGGAAGCUUGGAUGAGGGUUCGAGGUCAAGGUUUUUGACGUGGGUGUUUGGUAAUUGUGGUGGCAAUCUGACCGUGGCCUGAGAUGGGGAAGAAGGGUGGCGGGUGGUUAUCGUCGGUGAAGAAAGUGUUCAAAUCUCCGUCCAAGGAGUCGCCGGAGAAGAAGAAGGCUGAUGUGGAGAAGUGCCACAAUGAGGCACCGGAGGUUGUGUCAUUCGAGCACUUUCCGGCGGAGAGUUCGCCGGAUGUUACUAAUGAUGACAGUGAUAGGGAGGAGGAGGGGUCGUCUCCGGUGACUGGGGAUAGGAGCCAUGCUAUUGCUGUUGCUGUGGCAACUGCUGCAGCGGCCGAAGCGGCUGUUGCAGCUGCGCAGGCUGCUGCAAAGGUUGUUAGGUUGGCCGGGUAUGGCCGCCACUCCAAGGAAGAUAGGGCUGCCACCAUCAUACAGUCUUAUUACAGGGGAUAUCUGGCUCGUCGGGCCUUGCGUGCUUUGAAGGGACUGGUGAGGCUGCAAGCGUUGGUGAGGGGCCAUAAUGUGCGUAAGCAAGCGCAAAUGACCAUGCGGUGUAUGCAAGCAUUGGUGCGUGUGCAGGCAAGGGUGCGGGCGCGGAGGCUUCAACUAGCCCAUGAGAAGGUUCAGCAGAGGGUGGAGGACGAAGGGGAGAGAACACAUGAGGAAGAACAGCCAAAGACAAAGAUCCCAGUCAAGAAACUUGAGGCCGAAGGUUGGAAUGGCAAGCACCAAAGGUCGGAGAAGAUGAAAGAAAAUCAGACGAGAAAACAUGAUGCUGUGAUGAAAAGGGAGAGAGCCCUUGCCUAUGCUUUUAGCUACCAGCAACAAGAAUCAAUCCCGAGUCGAAACGAUGGUGGGUUGAAUGACAAUGAGCGGGAGAAGUCCCAAUGGGGGUGGAAUUGGCUCGAGCGUUGGAUGGCUUCACAGCCCUACCACUUUCGCCAAUCCAGUCCUCAUGACCCCUCUUACAUGACCCUCCCCACCACCGAUAACAUGUCGGAGAAGACAGUAGAAAUGGACGUCAUCAGCCCUCCAGGGCUCGACAAUAUCUACACAGGCCAACAUGGACAACAUGUUGUCGGAGACUCAUUUCGCACACCCACUGACCCGACCCGACAACUUAAGCAGCCAAGCUCAGACAAUGUCCCUAGCUACAUGGCCCCAACCAAAUCCACAAGGGCCAAAUUUCGCGCCCAAGGCCCAACGAAGCCCCGCCCUGCUCCGCAGAUGCCCCAGUGGAACCCCUCAACAAAGAAAGCACCAUUCCUCGGGUCAGGUUGUGACUCCUCAAGCUCGGGUGGAGGGACUGCGACCACAACAUACCCAACACCGAGAAGCCCAAGCCCAAAGGCUAAUGGACCGAGGGCGCCGGCAAGGCGGGUUGGCAGGUUCAACCCGGACUCAAAUGGGGCAGAGGAAUGGAUGGUCCAUGUGGGAGGUUGGAGACAUGAUUUCGGAUGAUUUUGCUAGGGUUUGAAUAAUGUGUCAUGUGUGUGGUAUGAUGUAUGAAAGUAGCAUUAAUACAUUAUUAUUUAUUUGCCACCCAUACUUGUUUGUUUGGUGUCAUGUUAUGUUGUUUGAAAAUUAAUAAACACUUGUAUGAUUAGUUAUGAUGAAA